Molecule: messenger RNA, 9924 nt
Organism: Mytilus trossulus (common blue mussel)
Lineage: Eukaryota; Metazoa; Mollusca; Bivalvia; Mytilida; Mytilidae
Product: autophagy-related protein 2 homolog B-like
Exons: 43
Coding region: 83-6244 (2053 amino acids)
Biological process (GO): piecemeal microautophagy of the nucleus; autophagy of mitochondrion; reticulophagy
Cellular component (GO): phagophore assembly site
Molecular function (GO): phosphatidylinositol-3-phosphate binding
Source: RefSeq, a predicted model, not a curated record
GUAAUUUCCGUAAAUAAGAAAGAUGGGUCAUCUUUGUUUACGUUUGUGAAUGAAUUUAUUUAUCAUUUAGAUUGAAAUAACAAUGCCUUGGACUUUUCCGUGGUCAGAUUAUGUGAAGAAAAGGGCAUGCAGAUACCUUUUACAACACUAUCUUGGACAGUUUCUGAAAGAGAAGCUGACUCUCGAUCAGCUGAGCGUCAAUCUUUCCAGUGGCAAAGGAAACAUCACCCAACUCGAUUUAAAUGUUGAGUCUUUGAAUGAAGCUUUAGAAAGUAGCAAUAUACCAUUAGAAGUUGUAGACGGUUUUAUACAUGAGAUAUCUGUCUCUGUGCCAUGGACUUGUCUGAUACAAAAAAGUACAGAACUGGAAAUAACUGGUUUGGAGAUUACAUUGCAACCCAAACAAAGAAAUCAACAUGCUGGAGGUUUAGAGUCUAUGUUAAGCAGUACAAUGAGUAUGACUUCCAGUUUGAAAAUAGCUGAAGAUUGUUUAAAGCGUACCACUUCAGAAGAAAGUCUCACAGAAGACACAUCACAGCCAUACGAAGGAGUUCAGAUAUUUGCACAAACCAUUGAUUCAGUUUUAAGUAGAGUUAAGGUUACACUGAAUGAUACAGUUAUUAGACUGGAGCAUCUACCAAUGCAAGCUGAAACUGGAGUAGCACUGGAGAUACGAAUAAAAAGGAUAGAAUAUUUUGAUGAUUUAGCAUUAGAUGAAGGCAGUUCCGUUGAUGAUAUGCACAAGUGGGAACCGUCAGCCAUAUCCCACAAGAAUAUAAGUAUGGAAGGUAUACAGAUAUUCUGUGAUGAAUUUACACGUCUUUCUCGGCAGUUUAGUUCACCAGACAUUGGCUCAGAUCCUUCAUCACCUGUGUCGCCAUCAGUGUUUCACUCCACUAGUAGUACAUUGUCAUCUGUACCACCAUUUAGCCAAUCAGAACAAAGCUCAUCACUACCUAGUCCAGAUUCUGAUCCAAUACAAGUGGCUGUUAUGACAGGAAAAAAUACAUUGAAACUGAAAGUAAAACUUGGUGAAGGUUUAGGAAUACAGGGGCCUAAGGUUGAAAUGGAAUGUGAGCUUGGUGCUGUACAUAUCCUUUUGUGUCCAAAACAGUUCCAUGCUUUAUGGGCAUUAGCAGACGGACUGUCAUCUCCAGCUACAAGUGACAGAAAGAUGAAGCGAAAUAGAAGUAAGAGUAAACCCAUGAGUCCAGAUGACUACCGAAAGAUUGAGGAAGAUCUUCAGCGACAACUACAGUCUGGUAGAAUACAUCAACAAAGACAGGAAAUCUCACACUUCACAGCCAUGCAUGAUAUCAUGACUGGAUCUUUUGGUGGUGAGGACCAGUUUUAUGCUGUAGGCCAACAUAAAGACAUGGAGUCUUCCUUUACAAGCCAAACUUCAUACAGUACUGUCUCAACUGUACAAUCUGGUAGAACAGAACACAGGAAGCCUAAGGAUCCAAUGAAGAAAAUUUUAGAUGAUCCUUCAGCAGAGUUUUCCCAUUACAGACUGAGACUAGCAUUCUUCUCUGUGGCACUUUUACAUGACAAUCCCUGUUCUAAAGUAGAGCAUGGCCAGACACGAACACAAGAAAAUAACAUUAAAGAUCUGUCUAUGUCCUACUUCCAAAAGGUGUUUACUAUUGCAACAGCUGCUAGAGGGGACAUGAAAAGUUUGAGAAAAAGUUUUGUGGAAGUGUUGAAGUAUGAUCAUAUUAGGUUACUUGGCAAACCUUUGACUGUUGACUGUACAGAGAAGACUAUUCCUACACAUCAUACAAUGACUGUGGAUGUGACUGUUGGUAUGUUUGAGAUGGUAGAAUGUCUGUUUGACAGAAGAGAUAAAACUGUCAUGCCAACUUACACAGAGUUACUUGUGUUCAAUAAAGAUGCUGAACAACACGCCACACACAUGUACAGUAGUAUGCACGGUAGUGCUCCAUGUAUUAAAGCCACCAUAACCUACAUAGAACAAACAAAGGGAUCAAGAAAAAUCAGCCCAAGAACAGAUGUCAAUGUUACCAUUGGUGCAUGUGAGUCGGAAAUUGAUGUCACUAUCAUUGACAGAGUUAAUAGUCUGCUGUCACCACCACCAAGGUCAAGGUCAUGCAGUCAUACAGGAAAUAUACCUAUGUAUACAGGGGUCCCAGACACGUUCAGUCAGACCUUAGAAGAUGGUGCUAAUUCAUCAGAAAUGACAACAGAUAUAAAAGUGAAUAGUUCUAAUGUUAAACUCUAUAUCAGGUUUCCAAUUCCUGAUUUAAGACCACAAUCACAGGUCGACAGGUUUCCAUGGUGGAAAAAAAAUCUACGAGAAGAAAUGGUGAUAUUAAAACUGAAUGAUUUUAGAUUUAUAACGUCCAUAAAAUCCCAACAGUCAGUGUUACAGAUGGACGUAAUUUGUAAAGAAGUUCAUGGUUCUUUUCUACUGGAUCCUAACCAUGAACCAGAACCAUUUGCCUAUGCCUGUGGGGACAAUGACAAUGAAGAUGGAUUUAAUUCACCUCAAAUAAGUUUAAAACUAUCAAAACAGAUCAUAUCCUUACUGGAUGAACAAGGAAUGAACUCUGACAAUAAUACCCCUCUUGAUUCUCUGAAUGGGGCGUGUCAGUUUGACAAAGUGGAUCCAUCACCAUUCUCCAACAAGAAAUCCAUGUAUGGUAAAGAUGAGGAUGGAAGUAAAGAAGACACCCACAAACAUGUCAGUGAAGAGAUGGUCAUACCAGGGGACAGAGAUGAGAUGAUGGAAUUCCAGGAUACCUGUUUAAACAAUACAGAAAUAACAUUAGAGAUUUAUUUACCAAUGGCUAACUGUUACCUACCUAGUAAAAACUUCUAUGAAGUUCUAUAUAACAGAUUUAAUAAUGACUUGUUACUAUGGGAACCAGUCGCACCAUCACCUUUACCUACUCAGGACCAAGCUUCAGGAUCUAUUCAGCCAUUUGAUCUAAGUUGUUAUCCUCAAGUUCUGCAAGAUAAUUUUGAGUUAGCAAAAUCUGCUAUUCAGUAUGAAUCAUCAGAUGAAGAAGAAGAUUAUAGUUACAAUUAUUACAGUAUCCACGACAGCAAGUACCCAAGGAAGUCAAAUACAAACAGUAAUCAGCCAUGUAAAAUGUGUCUGCUUCUCAGGAUUGAUAAGGGGAAAUUAACAACAUCAUUAAAUUCAAAGGCAGAAGACACUAAAGGUGCAGCAGUUGCAGUGUUACAGAAUGCAAACUUGUUUACAGUGUCACACUUCAAAGGAGAUCCAAGUCUACAAUAUAUAUGUUUCAUUAGCAACCAGGUGGAACUAUAUCACUCAGGUACUUUAUCACCAUCUGAAGAUUUUUCCUUAGUACCAACUUGUGAGAACGUUAGUUAUAUCCCAGCGUGUUUAAAGAAAUGUAGGAAAAUCUACCCCACAGAAACAGGGGUUAACAAUAAAUUAGAUCUUAGUAAUGAAGACAUGCUCUCUGUAGCUGUUAGAAUCAAGAAAGAUACCACUGCUAUUAAUGAUCUGACUAAAGACGAAAAAGUAAAGGAAUUUUUGGUAUCAUUGGGUGUUCAUGGAGCCACAUUGCGCCAUAAAAUAGUAGAAUCUGGUUGCAGUUGGAUAUCACAGCUGUUAGAUCUGUUAGAUGCCAAGGAUUAUGAAGUAUUAGGUUAUAUAGCCCCUAAAGUAUUGACAGAAUUACAUGUACAUUUAUGGAAAUGUUCAGUAGAUUAUAGACCAUUACAGAACCCAACAAAAGCCCUGUUAAAGGCUGAAUCCUUCAGUAUAUCAAGUAAUAUUGUAGCUGAAUCUUCUACCUCAUUAUUAAGGUUCGUGUUAGAUGAUGCUUCCUUAUUUUUAUCACAGUCAUCAAAACCAGGAAUAAAUUUACAGAGAGAUUAUGUGUGUGUGGCAGACGUAGAAAGAUUUGAACUUGCACUAAGGAUGAACGAUGGCAAAGAUCAAAGAUUUCCAAAGACAGAUUUCAAAGUUUCAACAAAUCGUUUAAAUAUAAGGACGUGUUCAGAUUCCUGUAAAGCAUUGAUGGAUCUGAUACGAUACUUUGCUACAGAUGGGGAUUUAGAUGUAGAAGAAGCAGACGAUUUAAAUUCUACUGGUACCUCUGAUGAUAUUAUCUCUACUGAUGAUAGCCAACAAACCAUAGAUGAUGACAGUGAGGAUGAAAAAUGUGGUCUGUCUGAAUCCCGUUUAGAACAAUUACAUACAUUGGUCGAGGAUGCCAUGCAGGAAUCAGGUGUAAUAACCAGCCCAGAUGGACAAGAGUCAUCUGCUCAUAGAACAGAAGUGUUUUUCACCACAGAAGGAGGUAUGAGUGAGGUGCCCCAUGCAGGGAUGAUGAGACCAAUAGUGAUAUCAGCAAGUGCUGAUUCUGUAGCUAGCACAUAUAGUGGGGUGUCAGAGAAUUUCAGUGAUGAUGAAGAUUUCUGUAUAAUUGAUGAUCCAGGCAUAGGUAUUGCUCCAAAAGAUGGUGAGCCAUGUGUAAGAGUUUUCACAACAGAUCCUAUAGAAAUAAAGGACAAUCACUUCAGUCAACCUACAGGUAAAACAGACCUACUGAAGGCCCCUGAUCACUAUCCUACGGCAGAAUACAGAUAUACACUGAAGGAGCUGACUGUCGUCUGGUAUAUGUACGGUGGUAGAGACUUCAGUGAUGCUCCUAAAUCUUCAUCUUUUGAUAAAGAUACUACCAUGUCUUUCAAACCUGAGAAGAGUGAUAGCAAACACCAGAUAAGAAUGGGAUAUCGACCAAAGCUGCCUGGUUCAGACAGACUCUCAGCAAAAGUGAGAGGUGGUCCAGGCAGAGAUCAUGAUGUUCUUAUGGAAUUACAGCUCACCAAGAUCCGAAUGCAGCAUGAGACCUACCCAAGUCAUACAGAACAAGCCUCUAGACAGAUCUUAGUAAUCAGUGAUGUAGAGAUCAGAGACAGACUAUCUGUGUCUGGUAUAAACAAACUGCUGUAUCAGUAUUCAUCUGAAACUCUUCCUAAACAAACCAAUUCAAGUAUGGUGUUAGUAAAAGCCGUCCAUGUUAGACCAGAACCGCCAAACAACUCACAAGAAUGUUCAUUACGAAUAUCUGUUCAGCCAUUAAGACUUAAUGUAGAUCAGGAUUCGUUAUUUUUCAUGAGAGACUUUUUCACUGAAAUAAGUGGAGGUACUGUAGAACAAACUGUACCGCCAGAGAAAGAAACAGAAUCAAAACCAAGGUCAAGGACAUCCUCUGGACCUAAUGCUCCGUCACCACCACAACCAGUUAUGACUGUUGGUCUUCCUGAAGCAUUGGAGGAAGACACUGAUCCACAAGAACUAUUAAUGAUGUUUGAUGAAGUUCAGGAUUUACAGAUGAACACAUCUAGAUCUAGUGAUGGGGAACAUACACCUCGACCUUGUUCCUCUGAGCCAUCUAUAGAACCUUCUAGUCAGCCCAUAUUUAUAAAGUCUUUCAUAUUUUCUCCUGAUGUGCCAAUACGACUUGAUUACCAUGGUAAAAAGCGUGUUCUAUCAGAACAUGGAACUUUAGUUGGAUUACUAUCAGGCCUUGCCCAGUUGAAUUGUUCCGAGUUACAACUAAAGAGAUUGACUUACAGACAUGGAUUACUAGGGUUAGAUAAACUGGUAGCCUACUGUAUAAAUGAAUGGUUAACAGAUAUAAAAAAGAACCAGUUAGCAGGUGUCCUAGGUGGUGUUGGACCAAUGCACUCAUUUGUACAGCUAGCACAAGGUGUAAAAGAUUUGUUCUGGUUACCAGUAGAACAGUACAGAAAAGAUGGUCGCAUUGUAAGAGGAUUACAAAGAGGAGCAAGUUCCUUUUCUACUUCCACAGCUAUGGCAUUCCUAGAACUGACCAAUCGUGUUGUUCAGUCUGUUCAGUAUGUAGCUGAGCUAACCUAUGAUAUGGUGUCACCAGGUCCAAGUGUAAGAAUUCAAGGUCACAGAAGACGUAAGAAGUAUGGAAGGAAAGGUCAACCAUCAGAUCUGAGAGAAGGAUUGUCUAAUGCAUAUGUUGUGUUAAGAGAGGGACUCUCUGAACAAGCACAGAACUUUAUGGAGAGUGCUAACACAGAACAUGAACAAAAAGGUGUGACAGGAGUUGUAGGCGGAGUCAUGAGACAGAUCCCAUCAGCAGUUAUCUCCCCAUUAAUUAUUGGACCUGAUGCCCUGUCUAAUGUUUUGGGAGGUGCUAGAAACCAGUUGAGACCAGAUGCUAAGAAAGAAGAAGAGGAGAAAUGGAAGCUUGAACCAUCAUAGUGAUUGGUUAACAAUGUGUUUGACCGGUGAUCAGGUUGUUUGUGUUCAAAUGAAAAAUUGAACCAAAUUAAGUCUUUCAGUCCUUACCAUGUGAUGUGAUAUUGGAAUGAUUAGUCUUGACUAAUAUAAGUUGAAAAAGAAAUUGUCAAUAUGAUUAAAUUAUAGAUCAUAUGUCCAAGAUUUGCUUACAAAAAUGUGACAACACCCCAUUUUACUUUCUAUUAUGGCUAUACUUAAAUCAGCCAAUGAAAUUUCAGCCUUCAAGUAUUUGAAGGUUUUUUAUUAAUUGGACAAAAUGAGAGGAUCUUUUAAAAGAGAAAGUAAAACAGUGCAUUUUCAGAUCCUUAUAAGCAAAUCUUAGACACAUAAUCUGUAAUUUAAUCAGAUUUUAAAAUUGUUACACAUAAAAUGUAUAAAUAUGUUAGUGUAAAAGGCAUUUGUUUGCUUCAUCUAGUCUGCUCUUAAAGAUACUGGUAUAGUUACUUUAUAUUUUGUUAUUUUCUUUCAUUUAAAUUAAAAGUUUCGUUUUAGAUAUAAAUGUGAAUUACAAUAAAUAUUCUAACUAUGUUAGUGAUGUUAAGUUUAUAUUAUACUAAGUCUACAGUUAAACUUGAUACUGUGAGAAAUCUUUCAAGGAAUAUAUCUUUUGCGAAGGUCAGAGAAGAAUCUUUACAAACAGAACCUUCAUUAUGAGGACAGUUUUGUAUAAACAAUGACCUUUUAAUAUACCAGGAGAGUUGACUUGUUUGUUUCCUUGGUGAACAAAUUACCCAUUACACCUAUUGAAUAUUUUAAUAUGUAAUGUAAUGAAUAAAGAUCUAUUAAAAUUGUGAAUGUUAGUGUGAAACAUGUUUGUUUCAUUCAUCUAGUCUGCUUUUAAGGAUACUGGUAUACUUGCUAAAUAUGUUACUGAUUUUGUUAUUUGCUCUCUGUUAAUUUGAAAGUGUUUUGUUUUUAUUGUAAAUAAAAAAAAUAUUCAGUCAGUCGCGGCACCAGAAAUUUUCAUCAGUCUGGGGCCCCCUCCAAAUCGGCCUCUGAUUAUCACUGUGUUGGUUAUGUUUAGAUAUAGAGAAUUAAUAAUAAUAUGUAUCAUAAUCAGAAUACAGUUAACAUUAAAAAAAUAUAGCAAAAGCUUGAUUUAUAACUUUGAUAGUUGACCCUAAUACAAUAUAAUUGAAUUGUUCUGUUUUAACCUUUAUUGUUACAAAAUGUAUGCUUGAUAUGGCAGUUGUGAAAAAAAACCACCUGAAGUAAAGAAAUUAAAAAAAUAAAAAACUAAUAAAAUGUUUACAAAAAUAUUUUAAUUUAUAUCUUAUACCCUUUGCUUAUUAAAAAUAGGGUUUAUUGAAGUGUUUGAUGUGUCUGUUCUUUUAUUCAUCUGUAUGUAAAUUCUUUCACAUUUUUUUCUGAAACUCCUCUCCAAUCAAUAACAAGAUUACAAUGAAAAAAUUAUGUAAAUCAUUAGUGGAUGUUGUCAUUGUCCACUUUCAAUUUUAUUAUUUAAACCACUUAUUGAAUUUAUUGAAAAUUUCAAAGAUUUCCAUUCAUCUUUUAAUGUCAUAAUGUACAUUUUAUGUAUUUUUUUCGAAGGGUCGGACUAUAAUGGUUCCCUGUAGAAAAAUAUGGUCUCUAUCUGGAAAUAUAUGGUUUAUUUAUUAGAUGAAAUUGUCUUUUAACAGGUUUUCAGAAACUGCAAGUACUUACAUGGGUUCUUGUGUCUUUUGUCUUUUUGUUAGUUUUGUAUUCUAUGUGCUGAUCUGAUGGGUUAAACCCUUUUCAAAUGAUUUUGUUUGUUCCUGAGUAGUGCUGUUGCACCACUGUCUAAAGGUAUGUGAGUUAAGGCCACAAAAUUCUUGAUAUGCCUGUUCUAAAUUAGGAGCCUGUUAUUCAUUUGAUGCUGUUGGUUGCUGCCUGAUAUAUUUUUAGCAACUAAUCAGAUGGUUUGCUCCCUCUUGAAUUAUUUCAUUCUGAGGUGGUUGUUUUUUUAAGUUUAACAAAUAGUAUUGGUUUGACUAAUUAUUGAAGGCUAUAGUGUUACCUUUAGUGGUUUCAUCCUUGAUUAUUGGUGUAUGGUGGCUCAAUUUGCGCCACAAAUUUUAUUUUUGGUUAUAUCUCCAAAAAGGGGUAGGCAUCGUUUACCAAUACCAUUCAUUAGAAUUUAGAACCAUUAAUAAAUACUUCAGUAACACUUUAACAUAUUCUGUCUUACAUUUUGAAAUUGCGCACCUCCUAUUUUUGUUAUUAAAUGGGUAAUUUUCAAGGUUUUUCUUUGUCAAACAUGGAUACAAACAAAGGAGCAAGGCAUUGAAAUUUUAGCUCUCCUCAAAGUAUUUCUAGAUUAAAAUGAAUUGUGAGCGCUGCAAGUUUGUGACAACUUUGGUUGUGUAGUUGCAUUUGAUGAUUGUAUCUAGCAUAUCUAUAUAAGAUUGUAAAUAGUUUUAGUGUUUUUAUUUAUUUGUUUUUGCCUCAAUAUCAUUUUUGUUGCAAUGAAUUGUAAUUAGUAUGUAAUACCCUAAUAUUAAGCAGGGCUUUCAGUUUCAAGUCUGUUAUUAAAGUGAUAAGACCUUUUUUUUUUUUUUAUUUAGGGUAGAGAUUCUAAUUAUUGUUUUAGAAGUGAAGUUGCAUGACUUUAUAUUGUCAUGAGAAAUCUAAUGCAGUGUCUACACAGGUUCCUGAAAUCCUUUAAAAAUCCACUUCAUCUAUGAAAGCAGUCUUUCCCAGACUGCUAACAAACACUUUGAAUUUGUAUUGCUACCUGUUUUUGAUUUGAACAAUUUAAGUUUUUAAACGUAACUCAUAUUUAAGUGUUGUAUUAGUGAUUGAUUGUAGGUGCUAUUACUGCUUUUCACUUGUACUCUGGAACAUUUACAUCUUAUACAUGUGUAUUUGAUGUAUUUAGUGCUUUGAGAAUGUCUGAAGUAUUUCAUAUAAAGAUUGGAAUAAUUUGUUUCAUUUCUCAUGGCUCAGAGGGCAGGGUUAGCAAUUGCAAUCACUAUAAUUUGUUAUCUGCUCUUCAAAAAUUACAUUCAAAACUUUAGGUCAAUUUCGACUAAGUUGUUUAACCCACCCCAAUACAAUAUUCUACACAACAAUCUCUUUAUAAGACUCUUGAUUCAGUAUUGUCUAUUACAAAGGUCACAAAAAUCAUUAACACUUCUCAUAUCCCUCCACUAAAAAUAUGGUUUUGGGUUCAGACUUUUCCAUUUACCAAAUUCAUGCUACACUGUUUAGAUAAUAGUAUUUUAAGGGAUCAAAUAAGAAACACCAAUACUACAGGAUUUAGUAUGUGCUAUUGGUCAAUUCUUCCCUUUAGUAUAAUACAAUAGGGCUCUCAAAAGAAAUAAAAGUUAAAAUAAAUGAGGUGCCAGAUGGAUAAACCUCAAAAGUAUACCCUCUAUAACUAUGUUUCAUGGGUAAGAAUAAUUUCCCUUUGUAGAUUUAUAAUAUUUGCAACAGACUGUUUAUAUAUAUGUACUACUCAUUAUAGUUCACAUUGUUAUUGUUUUUCUUGAUUUUUUUUUUAUUAUGAGUUAUAAGGAUACAUGUUUUUAUAUAGUAGAAAUUACCAAGUGUUUACUGGUUAUUUUUAAAUGAUCCCAAUAUUUGUGAAUCUUCAGAAGGAUGUUUGAAUGGAGAUGCAUAAUAAAAGGAGUAUAAUAAAAUGACUAUCAUAAAUUGUA